AUGUUUCACAACGAAUUGUCGGAUGGCGAUGCAGAGUUGCUUGAUGCCUCUGAUGCACAGACCAAGAACUCAAGUCAGAUGCAGGAUUCGGCUCAUUGCUCUCAGCUUCUGCCUUCCCUCCUCCUCUUCUUCCUCCUAUGUUUGAAUUUCAUCCUCUUGUUUUGGGGGAUGGGAAUGUUUGACAAGAGAAGCGCAGACCAAUCUGCAUACAGGCAUGUGUCAAAGUGGUUCAGCCGGUCGAUGAUUUAUCACCUGCCUCAUCUAUCAUAUGAUGGGAAUUUUACAGUUCAGUACGUGGGACAUUACGCGCAAGUUGAGUUCUACUUGAGGAUGCAGGGGCGAGACUUUGAACAACAGAAAGCCAAGUACGUCGUAGCUUUAUCAGGUCUGUUGAAAGUCAAAGCCGAAGAAAUCACCGUAAGCGCUGCCUCAUCCAGCAGUCUGGACAAAGUGAAGAUCGAUCUUCAAGUCCGGACAAACCAUUCGAGUUCAUUCCCGAGUCGAUUGAUGUUGAAGAACUUUCAAACAGCCUUCUCGAAUGCUGGCCUGCCGUCUAUCAACUCGACAGACACGUUUCAAAUCGUUAAAAUGGGAAAGAAUGAGUUCUCAGGAGCGCCCAUCACUUUCUUUCGGUAUCUGUUCUCCCCAACCAUGAGUAGCAAGCUUGGCAAGUGCUUCUCAAGUCCCCUCCGGUCAAACUAUGAAGAGGCGCAAUGUCAAUACAUGGAUGUUGCUCUCUGGUGCGCGAUGUGGGGGAUCGUAAUCGUUCCAGGGGUUCUGCUGCUCAUGGCAUCGGCCUUGUUUGCUUGCAGCAGAAACCUCUCUCUCCUACCGCUCUUCUGCUUCUCCGAGGGCCACAUGCAGGUCGGCUGCCUUGACUUGUUCACCAGAGUCCCUCUGGUGGUCUACAGCCCGAGGUGGCAAAUCUGCUCGAGUGUCUUGUACGUCUGCCUGCUGGUGUUUGCAUCCUGCAUCAGCAUCAUCGGGAUAUCCAGCAGCUCUCAGCUGGACUUCAGCCUGGUCGAGCUGACCUCAAGCAGACGGCAGGUCUUGGAUUACCCCUUGCAGAGGUUGAGGGAGGUGAGCAGCCAGACAGAGCGAUUGAAGCAGAGCUUCGCUGCAGACCUGACGAGCAGAAACAAGACUCUGGAGCUGAUGCGCGGGUACCUUGACGGAGACUGGAAUCGGACCAGCACGUUGGUCCUCGGCCUCCGCUCCAAGAUGAAGAGGUUUGCGCUUCUGGUCGAGGGCUGCAAAGAAUCUGUUGCAGCAGAUCAGUGUAUCAUGUCAAACGAGACCCUGUGGGACUUUAGGAACCUUUGUCCUCUCACGGUCAAUCAAACAAAUGGCUCCCUUACCGUGAGGAAGAUUGGGAAUGGGACCAUACUUGAAAAUACCAACGCCUUCAUCCCAAAUCCUGCCUGCAAGAAUGACGAUAACAGCAAUAGACUGUGUCCAUGCUGCCGCUCAUGCGAAGCCGUGAUCCAGAGCAUUGACAAGGUCUUAUCUUCGUUUUCCAUCCAGCCCAGCAAGAGCAGCAACAGCUUUCACUUUUAUACAAGCGAUGAAUGCAAUAGUGCCAUUGCACAACUGUCAGACUUGCUCUUCAACCAGCUCAAGCUCAUCUCGACCUGGAGCAUAGAGUUUUAUCAGCAGACGCAACAUAUUUUCAGUUCCGAGGCAAACUCCCGUACUUUGCGAAGAGUGAUCGCCUAUGCCUUCUGGGGGUUCGUCUUUUUAACGAUUGCGUGUCUAUAUCUUUCCCUCCUUCUGGGCUUGCAAGCUCUCUGGACUUUGGGCAAGGUUUUGAUCCUUCUCGCAUCGUUGUUCAGUUGGGUGUUAUGGGGGAUAACUUCUGUGUUCGUUGUUCCUCAAGAAGACAUGUGUCGCUUGCUGCUCCCUCCCCCCGCCUCCACCAACUCUUCCUCUGUUUUCUUCCUGACUCUCCAACUGGUUGACAACAACCUGCGAAAUACCAUCUCUGAUUGCGCUCUCCGACCAUCCGGCGACAUGUGGAGCUUGCAGAAGAUGAACAUCUUGGGGAUGCAACGGAGCUUGUCGCCCCUGCAGCUCUACAGCCGCGUCAGUGAUGAUGUGCUGAGCACUCUCAUGAUUGCCGACUACCUGAGGGUCAUCGAGCCCGAGCUGCAGACCGUCAUGGACAUGCAGGCGACAGGAGAUGAGUUUGGGUACUCCUCUAGAUACGACCCCAGCUCCACGCGAGGACAAGCGUUCAAGCUGUAUCUUGACUUGCUUCAGCAGCAGAUUUCAAGCAUGCAGCAAGACGUUCAGUCGCUCAGAAGCUCGUUGGACAGCGUCAAGCUCUCAGCUAGCCAGCAGCGGUACCAAUUUGACAAGAUGGCACUGGCGAACAAUGAAGACAUUCAAAAGACUAUCAGCGAGAUGAUGACCAUGGGCUCCUGUGAGAGCUUGACUUUAGUCUACAACAAGUGGUACAAGAACCUCUGUGAGGGAGCGAGGAACAGCCUCGAGAGCGUCUGGAUCGCUUGCUUUGUCCUCUCCAUUACACUUCCUGUCACUCUACUCUUCACUUAUCAUGUCGCCAAGCAGUCGACUCAGAGAUCGAGAGACGCUGAGAAUCCGCUGACCAACUUGAACGUGAUGUUUGACUUCAGGCGAUACAGGCUCAGCAAGCGUUUCCGCAUGGCAGAAGCUCGGCUAGCACGAGACAAGCUCCGCGGCCAUAGAAUGGCUAAAGGCAAAAAUCUUGCGACCCUGAAGGAGCCCGAGAGCAGGGCAACGAUCAACGGCAACGUGUGCACAGUCGCGUUAGGGGAAGGAGUGGACGGGUGGGGACACGCGAGCAACAGGGGCAGAUUACCAAAGGAAGAGCUCGAGCUCCGCGUGUUCCCAGAGCAUCCUAAGCAGUUCAGCAGGAUGGAGCAGAUGAUGCUGCGAGGAAGGACGGAGGAGCUUCGCCUGUUCGACCCCCUGGCCACUUCCCAGCUGAACCGCUUGAAGCUGGUAUCGCCUGAUCAAGGAUGGAAGAUGCAGUACGAUGACAGGACCAAGGCUCUCAGAUGGGUGAAAGAUGACAGUGGUGACGAAGAGCAGGAGUCACAGGGCUUCAUGACGGAGAACCAGAAGAACGAAGUGAAGUUGCUCAUCUUCCACCCCAUCGACGACCCUCAACAGGCGUCUGUCAUCAUCUCCAAGUUCUUCUACAAGAUCGAUGUUGACGCCUCCGGCACCAUCGACGAGCAGGAGCUUUCCAAGGCGCUCAAGACGCUCGGCCUCCUCCUCUCCCCCUCGGACAUCCGAGCCGUUCUGCGCGAAGCAGAUCGAAGACAGAACGGCCUCCUGGACCACAAGGACUUUCUCUCUUUCGUCUUCAUGCUCAACAGGAAGAUUGCUGAUGCCAAACGAGCGAGGGACGCGCAAGUAGCAGGGGAAGGUGAAGCUCAGAGGAGACAGAUCCUGGAGCAGGAUCAAGAUCGACCGUCCUCGCUGGGGUCUCUUUCGUCUCCCUCGUUAAUUGCUGAGAGGCAGGACGAGAUGGAGAAGCUGGAGAUGACGAAGGCGAUCAUCAGGCAGCGCGUCCUCAGCGCAAACUCCUCCAACGAUCAUAUCUACAAGCACCAGAUCCCCGAGGUGGGAGACUUGCUGGGCCACACGUGGGACGCGCAGUUUGCGCAGGAUUUGCUGCUGGUGUGCAAGAAGGAGGAAGCGAUCUCAGUGGACGAGUUCUGGGGAUGGUACAGCACGUGGCUGAAGGGGAAGGGGAGGAAGGAGUCAUGGGAGGAGGAAGGAGAUACUUGGAGGGGGACAAGCGAGAUCUCGUUUCCUAACUACGAGGAGCUUCAGAGGAUGCGAGCUAAGAAGAACUUGGAAUGGCAUCGGUCGCUCAGCCUGCAAGUCAGCGCCGUGCAGACGUCAGCGCAGGGAGUUCUUGACUGGUGGCAGAUGUCGACCGAGAAGACUGGUGGGUGA
This is a messenger RNA of Guillardia theta CCMP2712, 3951 nucleotides long. RefSeq lists its product as hypothetical. NCBI's taxonomy places the organism in Eukaryota, Cryptophyceae, Pyrenomonadales, Geminigeraceae. The transcript has a single exon. The coding region runs from base 1 to 3951 and encodes 1316 amino acids. Gene Ontology annotation, molecular function: calcium ion binding. The record is from RefSeq and is a predicted model, not a curated record.